AUGGCUAAAGAAUCUAAGAAGGUGGAGAUCGUGGGUAAAUAUGGGGUAGAAUUUAUAUAUUAUCUCAAAAAAAAAGAGAUUGAGAUAAGCCACCACACCAAGUACACAUGCUCCUUCUGCGGCAAGACCAAGAUGAAGAAACGGGCUGUGGCCAUUUGGCUCUGUGGCUCCUGUAUGAAAACCGUUGUGUGUGGCACUUGGUUGUACAAUACGACUUCUGCUGUCACAGUUAAAUCUGCCACUAGAAGACUGAAGGAAUUGAAAGACCAGUAG
Molecule: messenger RNA, 273 nt
Organism: Suncus etruscus (white-toothed pygmy shrew)
Lineage: Eukaryota; Metazoa; Chordata; Mammalia; Eulipotyphla; Soricidae
Product: 60S ribosomal protein L37a-like
Exons: 3
Coding region: 1-273 (90 amino acids)
Biological process (GO): translation
Cellular component (GO): ribosome
Molecular function (GO): structural constituent of ribosome
Source: RefSeq, a predicted model, not a curated record